AUGAGGAAGACACAUUGAUGAGGAAGAGGAAGACACAUUCCCUCUGCCGCCACAGUUUAAACUGACAGGUGUUAUUGUUGUGGAGGUCUGGGAUUGAACUGUUUUCUUAAUCCAUUUUACAUGUAGCACUUGUUACCACACUUACAGUGUCGUGUUCAUUUAGUAAAACAGGCGAAACGCGGGUGGAAGUCCACCAAGAUGUCUCUACCACCGCAGAAAGCAUCUGAACUAAAGCAGAUCAUACACAACCAUCUGAUCAAGAUGAACAUCCAUGGGAAGAUCAGGGAUGUGUUAGCAGAAACCGUGAGAGAGGAUCUGGACCCUGGACGUAGUUCUCUCUCUGAGGAGGACAUCCUCCGGGCUCUGCAACGCAGGGGAAUCGUAGACGAUGUCAUGAAGGAUCUUCAUUUCUCCAAGGAAGUGCCGGACACAGAGUUAGGACUCCAGAACAUUCCAAAGCCUGCAACUCACUUUAUUGACACGGAUCCGACAAAACUCAAGAAAACCAACGUGGACCCAGCGAGGAGGUACCUGUACCUCCAGGUCCUGGGGGGUAAGGCCUUUCUAGAGCACCUCCAGGAGCCAGAGCCUCUACCUGGUCAGGUCUGCUCCACCUUCACCCUCUACCUGCACUUCAGGAACCAGCGUUUCCGCUCCAAGCCUGUCCCCUGUGCCUGUGAGCCAGACCUGCAGGAGGGCUUCCUGCUGGAGAUACACAGAGAGGGACUGGGCGAUGGCAGUAAGAUGGCAGAUGCCACCACCAUGUUGUCUAUCUGUGACCCGGUCCACCUGGUGUUGAUAAAGAGAGACACGUCCAGCGAGACCACCCUGGUCUCCUCUUACUUCCUGGACUGGAGGACCGUCCUCUCCUCUCCCUCCGGGAAGACCAGCAUUGCUGUAGAGCUGCAUGGUGUCGGAAGUGAAUGUAAGGUAACGGCUGGUGUUCUCAACAUGAGUCUUGAACUUUACCCUCCUCCGUCAGAGAUCCUGUCACCUGACAUCAUCACCACACAGCGAUCCCUGGAGAGGCAGAAGACUGCGGAGAAGGAGAGGCUUUUUCUGGUUUAUGCUAAACAGUGGUGGAGAGAGUUUCUCGAGAUCAGACAGGAAAACCAAUCCAAACUGGUCAAGAUCUUUGCACAGGAUGAGAACGGCGUCAACAGGCCGGUGUGUUCCUACGUCCGUGUCCUGCGUGCUGGUCGUCUCCUGGAGAGUCCCCGUCAGGCGGCCCGCUUCGUCAGCCUGCUGGGCCUGGAGAAAGCCCCCGUGGUGGGGGGAGGAGGAGGAGGCAAACAGGAGCAGUGGUGCUCACUCCUCGCUUUCCUCUGUAGAAACAAGGGCGACUGUGAGGACCACGCCACCUUGCUGUGCAGCCUGCUGCUUGGCUUCGGCCUGGAUGCCUACGUGUGUGUUGGCACUAAGCCCAAGGGUUUGGCACACACCUGGGUGAUGACCAGGGGCACUGACAGCACCAUCACCUUCUGGGAGAGCCUGACCGCACACAGGUACCUCCACCAGGCCAUUGACCCAGAUGCCCCUCCGCUAGCCCCCCAGCCCCGUCCCUCCUAUCCUUACCGGACCGUCGGCUGUGUGUUCAACCACAAGACCUUCCUGGCCAACUGCCAGCCGUCGGACGCCGUGGAACUCUGCGCGUUUGACUUCCACAACCAGUCCCGGUGGAAAGUUAUGAGUGAGGAGGCCGUUGGCUCAGUUUGCUCCCCGGGUAGCGCCACCUCUCUGCCACCUCUACCUCCUCUCUGUGGCCCCUCGCUGGAGCCCAGCGCUGCAUCCAACCGGCUGGAACUGGAGAUGAGGUACCUGGUGGUGGAACACAGGAAGGACCUUGGCCUGGCCACAGUGUGGGAUGACCACCUCUCCUACGUCCUGUCCUCCGCCCUGGCGGCGUACGAGCUGGAGCGCUGCACGGGGACUUCCUGCGGUAACGAGGAGUUCCAGGACGCUGUGCGGAGGGCGGUGCCGGACGGACACACCUUCAAAGGUUUCCCUAUCCACUUCCUGCACCUCAACGCACGCCGAGCCUUCGCUACUUGCCUCAGGUCUCCGUUCUGUGACGAGAUCGUGUGUUGCCGUGGGGACCGCGUGAGGCUGGCGGUGCGUGUCCGGGUGUUUGCGUACCCUGAGUCCGCCUGCGCUGUCUGGGUGAUGUUCGCCUGCAAGUAUCGUUCUGUACUCUGACCCCUGACCUUUUGACCUUUUGACACACCCCCAGCGCUGGAGGAACAUCAAGUUAAAAUCACAGUACCAAUAUCCUUUACACAGAUCUGGGUUACCAGGGCCCUCAGCAUACCACAUGACCACUAUACUGAGGUAUUGAUACCAUAUGUAUUGGGUUACCAGGUACCUCAGCAUACCAUAUGACCACCAUACUGAGGUAUUGAUACCAUAUGUAUUGGGUUACCAGGUACCUCAGCAUACCAUAUGACCACCAUACUGAGGUAUUGAUACCAUAUGUAUUGGGUUACCAGGUACCUCAGCAUACCAUAUUACCACCAUACUGAAGUAUUGAUACCAUAUGUAUUGGGUUACCAGGUACCUCAGCAUACCAUGUUACCACCAUACUGAGGUAUUGAUACCAUAUGUAUUGGGUUACCAGGUACCUCAGCAUACCAUAUUACCACCAUACUGAAGUAUUGAUACCAUAUGUAUUGGGUUACCAGGUACCUCAGCAUACCAUAUUACCACCAUACUGAGGUAUUGAUACCAUAUGUAUUGGGUUACCAGGUACCUCAGCAUACCAUAUGACCACCAUACUGAGGUAUUGAUACCAUAUGUAUUGGGUUACCAGGUACCUCAGCAUACCAUGUUACCACCAUACUGAGGUAUUGAUACCAUAUGUAUUGGGUUACCAGGUACCUCAGCAUACCAUAUGACCACCAUACUGAGGUAUUGAUACCAUAUGUAUUGGGUUACCAGGUACCUCAGCAUACCAUAUUACCACCAUACUGAGGUAUUGAUACCAUAUGUAUUGGGUUACCAGGUACCUCAGCGUACCAUAUUACCACCAUACUGAGGUAUUGAUACCAUAUGUAUUGGGUUACCAGGUACCAUAUGACCACCAUACUUACUGUAGGUGCUGAUACCAUCCAUAUUUAUUGCGAUUCUCACCAUUUUGUAUGCAUUGCGAUUGGAUACUGUGAUUUUAUUGUGAUUCCCGUUGUCCAGACGUAUAAUAACAUGUAAAUAGCCUGAUAUGUAACUAUUGAUUCCCCCUCCGUCACUACAAUGUUUUAUGGUUUUAUCUUUAUACUGUCUUAUUACACACUUUGUUUACUAUAUUAGAAUGUAUUUAUAUAUUUUUUUUCUAAAUAAAUAAAUUACUUUUUAAAAAAUUGA
Salmo salar (Atlantic salmon) is the source of this 3354-nucleotide messenger RNA. The record is from RefSeq and is a predicted model, not a curated record. Lineage: Eukaryota; Metazoa; Chordata; Actinopteri; Salmoniformes; Salmonidae.